AUGAAGGGCGUAAAAAAGGAAGGAUGGAUAUCUUAUAAAGUUGAUGGAUUGUUUUCGUUCUUAUGGCAAAAGAGAUACUUGGUACUGAAUGAUUCGUAUUUAGCAUUUUACAAAAGUGAUAAGUGCAAUGAGGAACCAGUCUUAUCUGUGCCUUUGACUAGUAUAACAAAUGUUAGCAGAAUACAAUUGAAACAAAAUUGUUUUGAGAUUCUUCGGGCAACAGAUCAAAAAGAGAACAUAUCCCCCAUAAACUCCUACUUUUAUGAAUCAAAUUCCAAAAGAUCGAUAUUCAUUUCCACAAGAACCGAACGGGAUUUGCAUGGCUGGCUUGAUGCCAUUUUUGCCAAAUGUCCUCUCCUUAGUGGUGUUUCAUCACCAACAAAUUUUACACACAAAGUACACGUUGGGUUCGACCCAAAAGUGGGAAACUUUGUUGGAGUACCUGAUAGUUGGGCUAAACUACUACAAACCUCAGAAAUUACGUACGACGAUUGGAACAGAAACUCAAAAGCUGUUAUUAAAGCACUGCAAUUUUAUGAAGAUUACAAUGGACUGGACACAAUGCAAUUCAAUGAUCACCUCAACACAAGCUUAGACUUGAAACCUUUAAAAAGUCCGACAAGGUAUAUUAUAAACAAGAGGACUAAUUCCAUCAAGAGAUCAGUAAGUAGGACGCUCCGAAAAGGCAAAACAGAUUCCAUUUUACCCGUCUAUCAAUCAGAACUUAAACCAUUCCCAAGGCCUAGUGAUGAUGAUUAUAAGUUUACCAACAUAGAGGACAAUAAAGUACGCGAAGAAGGCAGGGUGCAUGUUAGUAAAGAAAGCACGGCAGAUUCCCAGACAAAGCAGUUAGGAAAGAAGGAACAGAAAGUCAUUCAAAGCCAUCUGCGAAGGCAUGAUAAUAAUUCAACAUUUAGACCUCAUCGACUAGCACCAUCUGCACCUGCUACAAAAAAUCAUGAUAGUAAAACUAAAUGGCAUAAGGAGGAUCUCCUUGAACUUAAGAAUAAUGAUGAUUCGAAUGAAAUAAUAAUGAAGAUGAAAACUGUUGCAAUUGAUGUAAACCCAAGACCGUAUUUCCAACUGGUAGAAAAGGCUGGUCAAGGAGCAAGUGGUGCAGUAUACCUGUCAAAGCGAAUAAAAUUACCUCAAGAAAAUGACCCGAGAUUCUUGAAAUCACAUUGCCACCGAGUCGUAGGCGAAAGAGUGGCCAUUAAGCAGAUACGUUUAUCUGAACAACCAAAGAAACAAUUGAUUAUGAAUGAACUCCUAGUGAUGAAUGAUUCGCGCCAAGAAAAUAUCGUUAAUUUCCUUGAAGCCUAUAUUAUUGAUGACGAAGAGUUAUGGGUGAUAAUGGAGUACAUGGAAGGUGGCUGCUUAACAGAUAUAUUGGAUGCUGUAGCAAGGAGCAAUACCGGUGAGCACUCAUCGCCGUUAAACGAAAACCAAAUGGCAUAUAUAGUAAAAGAGACGUGCCAAGGUUUGAAGUUUUUGCAUAACAAGAAAAUUAUCCAUCGAGAUAUCAAAUCUGAUAAUAUCCUUCUGAAUUCCCAAGGGUUAGUGAAAAUUACAGACUUCGGUUUUUGUGUGGAAUUAACAGAAAAAAGAAGCAAGCGUGCCACAAUGGUAGGUACUCCAUAUUGGAUGGCACCUGAAAUAGUGAAUCAAAAGGGAUAUGAUGAAAAAGUCGACGUUUGGUCUCUAGGGAUAAUGCUUAUUGAGAUGAUAGAAGGUGAACCGCCUUACCUAAAUGAGGAUCCUUUGAAGGCGCUGUAUCUGAUAGCUAACAACGGUUCACCAAAAUUGCGUCAUCCAGAGUCAGUGUCCAAGCAAACCAAACAAUUCUUAGAUGCCUGUUUGCAAGUGAAUGUCGAAUCAAGAGCAUCCGUGAGAAAACUACUAACGUUUGAAUUUUUGUCAAUGGCAUGCAGCCCUGAGCAGCUCAAAGUAUCCUUAAAGUGGCAUUGA
Saccharomyces cerevisiae S288C is the source of this 1968-nucleotide messenger RNA. It is a transcript of the gene SKM1, whose product is annotated as putative serine/threonine protein kinase SKM1. Gene Ontology annotation, molecular function: protein serine/threonine kinase activity; ATP binding; protein kinase activity. The record is from RefSeq and is marked reviewed. Bases 1 to 1968 code for a protein of 655 amino acids. The transcript has a single exon. Gene Ontology annotation, cellular component: nucleus. Gene Ontology annotation, biological process: negative regulation of transcription by RNA polymerase II; negative regulation of gene expression; negative regulation of sterol import. Lineage: Eukaryota; Fungi; Ascomycota; Saccharomycetes; Saccharomycetales; Saccharomycetaceae.